This is a messenger RNA of Pangasianodon hypophthalmus (striped catfish), 21206 nucleotides long. Its product is annotated as mucin-17. Lineage: Eukaryota; Metazoa; Chordata; Actinopteri; Siluriformes; Pangasiidae. The transcript is spliced from 214 exons. The record is from RefSeq and is a predicted model, not a curated record. The coding region runs from base 85 to 20664 and encodes 6859 amino acids.
AAAUCACCUUCCAAGACAGAGUCUGUUAUCUUUAAGACAAAUCACUGAGUGUGUUACAGUGGACAAAUUAUCGCUUGAGACUGGAUGGUUAUGACUUUGAAGAAUAAACUAAGGUUUGCCUUCUCCAAAAAUCAUGGCACCAGAAAAACCACACUCCUCACCAUAUUGUGUAUAUGGGGGGUGCUUACCUGGACUGGUGCCCAAGCGGCAAAAGAAUGGCAGAAUCCUGAAUCAUCUAACAUGGAAAAAACAAGGAUGAACAAUGAUUUCACACAAAAUAAAAAUGUAUUGAAAGAAGCCAAUACAGAAACUUCACAACGAUCUGCAGUUACACACAUUGCAAAUGUCAGAAGAGCUGGAUCUACUUCUCCUGAUAACACAGAUACAAAAAAAAUUAAAGCAACUAAAGCAUCAUUCAGUACUGCAAAAGUUACAACAGCAGUGCCUUCCAGAAAAGUCUCGACCAAGAGCUCAUCACAAGCAACAAGCAAAAGAACAACAGUGACUCCAAGAACUACUACUUCACCGAUAUCAAUUUUCACUGCUGAACUAAUAAAUACAACAACGAAAACUACUCCCUCAAAACCUAUUUCACCUACGGCCACUGUAAAGCUGGUGUUCGACUGCACAUUUCCUGUUCCAAGUGAGGGUUUGGUCUUAAAUGCUAUUGCAAAUCUGCUGAACUCUCGAUCUGCCAACAUCCCAGAUACUGUGAAGGUUCUGGGCUUCGCCUACAACAAAACUUCAGCCAACUCCUAUGAAGUUUUCUUCAUAAUCAGUGUCAGUACCAUCAUGCCAGAGAACCGUGACCUUAGGAAAAAUGUCUACAAGCAAAUCCUUGCAUCCAUCGACAACACACUAAACAGGUUAUUGAAUGAACCUGGAGCAGAACCAUUUGAACACCAUAGCUCCUUCGUCAUGAAUUUGGAAAUUGAUAUAGAGUACAGCUUUGGAUGUGGGAAUAGGAAACUACCAAUCAGCUUGAUGAAUGAACUCAGUGCUUCUGCAACAACUACAAGAAAUCCGGUGGUGACCAGCCACACACUAGUUAGGCCAUCAAGAAACACACAUUUACCUGGAGAAGCAGGCAAAAAGACAACAGUUCCUCCAACAACUUCAAGAAAUGAAAUCACACCCAGUACUAUUGUGAUUCACAUUAAAAUUGAGUUUAGGGACUUGACCACUGUACCAAGUGAGGAUGAGGUUCUUAAAGUUGUUAAUGCUGAAUGGAACCCAAACAGCAUACAGAGCAUCACCUAUGAGAAAACAAGCAACAACUCCUACAGUAUAGACUUUGCAUUCAGGAUUAGCAAUGUGAACAUUCCUGAAAACACUGAUCAGAUUAAUGAAACAUACAACACAAUACAAAACAAAAUGAACAGCCUGCUGAGUGAAAUCUUAAAUAUCUCAAAUCCUGGACACUUUACCUACCCACAAGCAAAUUUCAGUGGUAGCUCUACCACAAUUGAGGCCUUUCAAGUGUAUGUGUUUAACGGGAAUGAUAACAAGACACCAAGUGGACUCCUUAUUCAGCUACUCAUAGUCAAUGGUCAAGCACCAUUCACUGCAACUACUCCUGCUACUACUCUUCCUGCUACUCUUGGCAAAAAGCCUGGGCAUCAGUGUGUCACCCCCACAACUGCAUCAGCUGUGGUUCAAACCAGACUGGUGAUCAGCAACUCAUCUGGCAUUCCCUGUGAGAGUUUGGUCAACAGUGUCAUCAGAACUCUGUUGAACUAUCGAAGCGCAACACUUCCUGACUCUGUAACAGUGACAAACUACACCUAUGAGAAAAUUUCAGACAAUUCCUAUGCUGUCAACAUCACUUUUAACAUUAGUAGUAUCAAAAUACACGGGAACUCUGCCUGCACAAACAGCAUCUUACAAGAAGUCAAGACAACUAUAAACAGAGCAAUUAAUAAACUUCUAAAUCAUCCUAAUGUGAGACCUCUCAAAGAUUCGAGAUUCAAACUCAAUGUCUGCUCAGGAAAACUAAUUAAUGGUUACAUGGAAUACAUUUUCCAAGAUGGAACUAAAAUAACACCAGUCAGCUUCCUCGAUGAGCUUGGGAAACAGAACUAUUCAUCUUCAACAGCUUGUACAAAAAGCAAUCCACCGGCGCCCUCUGCAACACCUCCUUCUACAGUAAUUGGAUCUGUAUACAUUUAUAUUAAAGUUAUAUUUGAGAACUUGACCCAUGUACCUACUGAGGCUGAUGUUGUCAGUGCUGCUAAUGCUCUCCUGCAUGCAAACAUCAGAACAGUGAGAGCUCUUGAAACACAAACACUGAAUGAACCUAUCAGCAUAAAGAACAUCACCUAUCAGAAAACGGGAAACAACUCAUAUAAUAUAGACUUUGCAUUCAAAAUCAGCAGUGUGAGCAUGUCUGUGAUGACUGACCAGAGGAGUGCAACAUAUGACUUAAUACAGCACAAAAUCAACAAUCUGAUGAACACAAUUUUGAAUUCCCCAACUGUGGCAUCAGUUAACUUCUCACAAGCAAACUACACGAGUAACGCUACAGUAAUAGAGGCAAAUCAAACUUACAUCUAUAAGGAGGGUGAUAUCAAUUCACCUAGUGUGUUUCUUCUUAAGCUCCUCGUACUUCAUAAUCAGGCACCCCCUGCUACAGCCACAACUGGAUCAGCUAAGGUUGAAACCAGGCUGGUGUUCAACUCGUCCUCUCCUGUUCCCAGUGAGAGUUUGGUCCUCAGUGCUAUCGCAGAUCUGCUGAACUCUCGACACACAAACCUCACUGACUCUGUAACAGUGCUGAACUACACCUACGAGAAUAAAUCGGCCACCUCCUAUGCAAUCAGUUUCAUAUUCAACAUCAGUAACAUCAGCAUGCCAGAGAACCCUAACCUCAGGAACGACACCUACGACCAAGUGGAGAGUAUCAUCAAUGAUGCUCUAAACACACUCCUGAAUAGGCCUGAUGCAGAUCCAUUUGAACCCAACAAUGUCAACUUCACGAGUUCAGGAGAUAAGAUUGAUGGACACAUGAACUACACUUUCCAAGAAUCAGAUACCAAACAACCAGCCAGCUUCCUCGAUGAACUCACGAUUAUCAGUGGAACAGCUGUGGUAGAAACCAGGCUGGUGUUCAAUUCGUCCUCUCCUGUUUCCAAAGAGAGUGCCGUCCCAACGAUUAUCAAAUUGCUGAUUGAGUCUAAACUCAAUAACCGCAAUGAGAAUUUGCUCCUGAUUAUUAUGGAAGCUCUGUUGAGCUCUCCUCUCACAAACCUUGCGAAGCCUGUAAAAGUGCUGAACUACACAUAUGAGGAAAUUUCAAACACCUCCUAUGCAGUUAACAUUACAUUCAGCAUCAGCAACGUCAGCAUUCCCAAGAACCCUAACCUCAGGAACGACACCUACACCCAAGUGCAGAGCAUCAUCAAUAACGCUGUAAAUGCACUUCUAAAUGAUCGUGGUGCAGAUCCUAUUGAACCCACUACCUCCAACUUCACGAGUUCAAAGGAUCAAGUUAAUGGUUACAUGGAAUACAAUUUACUAAACGUCAUCAAUCAGCCUGUCAAUGACACAUCUGCAAAGGUUAAUCCAACUACGACUCCGGUGCAGACUUCUCCAGGAUCUCCGUCCACAACCAAUGGAUCAGCAGUGGUCUACGUCAGGCUGGUUUUCAACGACUCCAGUCCUGUUCCCAGUGCUAUUGCAGCUCUUCUGAUUUCUACACCUGUAAACCUCACUGAGACUGUAACAGUGCAGAACUGCACCUAUGACAUUAACAUUACAUUCAGCAUCAGCAACGUCAGCAUUCCCAAGAACCCUAACCUCAGGAACGACACCUACACCCAAGUGCAGAGCAUCAUCAAUAACGCUGUAAACGCACUUCUAAAUAAAUCUGGUGCAGAUCCAGUUGAACCCACUACCUCCAACUUCACGAGUUCAAAGGAUCAAGUUAAUGGUUACAUGGAAUACAAUUUACUAAACGUCAUCAAUCAGCCUGUCAAUGACACAUCUGCAGAGGUUAAUCCAACUACGACUCCGGUGCAGACUUCUCCAGGAUCUCCGUCCACAACCAAUGGAUCAGCAGUGGUCUACGUCAGGCUGGUUUUCAACAACUCCAGUCCUGUUCCCAGUGCUAUUGCAGCUCUUCUGAUUUCUACACCUGUAAACCUCACUGUGACUGUAACAGUGCAGAACUGCACCUAUGACAUUAACAUUACAUUCAGCAUCAGCAACGUCAGCAUUCCCAAGAACCCUAACCUCAGGAACGACACCUACACCCAAGUGCAGAGCAUCAUCAAUAACGCUGUAAACGCACUUCUAAAUAAAUCUGGUGCAGAUCCAGUUGAACCCACUACCUCCAACUUCACGAGUUCAGAAGAUAAAGUUAAUGGUUACAUGGAAUACAAUUUACUAAACGUCAUCAAUCAGCCUGUCAAUGACACAUCUGCAAAGGUUAAUCCAACUACGACUCCGGUGCAGACUUCUCCAGGAUCUCCGUCCACAACCAAUGGAUCAGCAGUGGUCUACGUCAGGCUGGUUUUCAACAACUCCAGUCCUGUUCCCAGUGCUAUUGCAGCUCUUCUGAUUUCUACACCUGUAAACCUCACUGAGACUGUAACAGUGCAGAACUGCACCUAUGACAUUAACAUUACAUUCAGCAUCAGCAACGUCAGCAUUCCCAAGAACCCUAACCUCAGGAACGACACCUACACCCAAGUGCAGAGCAUCAUCAAUAACGCUGUAAACGCACUUCUAAAUAAAUCUGGUGCAGAUCCAGUUGAACCCACUACCUCCAACUUCACGAGUUCAAAGGAUCAAGUUAAUGGUUACAUGGAAUACAAUUUACUAAACAUCAUCAAUCAGCCUGUCAAUGACACAUCUGCAAAGGUUAAUCCAACUAUGACUCCGGUGCAGAGUUCUCCAGGAUCUCCGUCCACAACCAAUGGAUCAGCAGUGGUCUACGUCAGGCUGGUUUUCAACGACUCCAGUCCUGUUCCCAGUGCUAUUGCAGCUCUUCUGAUUUCUACACCUGUAAACCUCACUGUGACUGUAACAGUGCAGAACUGCACCUAUGACAUUAACAUUACAUUCAGCAUCAGCAACGUCAGCAUUCCCAAGAACCCUAACCUCAGGAACGACACCUACACCCAAGUGCAGAGCAUCAUCAAUAACGCUGUAAAUGCACUUCUAAAUAAAUCUGGUGCAGAUCCAGUUGAACCCACUACCUCCAACUUCACGAGUUCAAAGGAUCAAGUUAAUGGUUACAUGGAAUACAAUUUACUAAACGUCAUCAAUCAGCCUGUCAAUGACACAUCUGCAAAGGUUAAUCCAACUAUGACUCCGGUGCAGACUUCUCCAGGAUCUCCGUCCACAACCAAUGGAUCAGCAGUGGUCUACGUCAGGCUGGUUUUCAACGACUCCAGUCCUGUUCCCAGUGCUAUUGCAGCUCUUCUGAUUUCUACACCUGUAAACCUCACUGAGACUGUAACAGUGCAGAACUGCACCUAUGACAUUAACAUUACAUUCAGCAUCAGCAACGUCAGCAUUCCCAAGAACCCUAACCUCAGGAACGACACCUACACCCAAGUGCAGAGCAUCAUCAAUAACGCUGUAAAUGCACUUCUAAAUAAAUCUGGUGCAGAUCCAGUUGAACCCACUACCUCCAACUUCACGAGUUCAAAGGAUCAAGUUAAUGGUUACAUGGAAUACAAUUUACUAAACGUCAUCAAUCAGCCUGUCAAUGACACAUCUGCAAAGGUUAAUCCAACUACGACUCCGGUGCAGACUUCUCCAGGAUCUCCGUCCACAACCAAUGGAUCAGCAGUGGUCUACGUCAGGCUGGUUUUCAACGACUCCAGUCCUGUUCCCAGUGCUAUUGCAGCUCUUCUGAUUUCUACACCUGUAAACCUCACUGUGACUGUAACAGUGCAGAACUGCACCUAUGACAUUAACAUUACAUUCAGCAUCAGCAACGUCAGCAUUCCCAAGAACCCUAACCUCAGGAAUGACACCUACACCCAAGUGCAGAGCAUCAUCAAUAACGCUGUAAACGCACUUCUAAAUAAAUCUGGUGCAGAUCCUAUUGAACCCACUACCUCCAACUUCACGAGUUCAAAGGAUCAAGUUAAUGGUUACAUGGAAUACAAUUUACUAAACGUCAUCAAUCAGCCUGUCAAUGACACAUCUGCAAAGGUUAAUCCAACUACGACUCCGGUGCAGACUUCUCCAGGAUCUCCGUCCACAACCAAUGGAUCAGCAGUGGUCUACGUCAGGCUGGUUUUCAACGACUCCAGUCCUGUUCCCAGUGCUAUUGCAGCUCUUCUGAUUUCUACACCUGUAAACCUCACUGAGACUGUAACAGUGCAGAACUGCACCUAUGACAUUAACAUUACAUUCAGCAUCAGCAACGUCAGCAUUCCCAAGAACCCUAACCUCAGGAACGACACCUACACCCAAGUGCAGAGCAUCAUCAAUAACGCUGUAAAUGCACUUCUAAAUAAAUCUGGUGCAGAUCCAGUUGAACCCACUACCUCCAACUUCACGAGUUCAAAGGAUCAAGUUAAUGGUUACAUGGAAUACAAUUUACUAAACGUCAUCAAUCAGCCUGUCAAUGACACAUCUGCAAAGGUUAAUCCAACUACGACUCCGGUGCAGACUUCUCCAGGAUCUCCGUCCACAACCAAUGGAUCAGCAGUGGUCUACGUCAGGCUGGUUUUCAACGACUCCAGUCCUGUUCCCAGUGCUAUUGCAGCUCUUCUGAUUUCUACACCUGUAAACCUCACUGAGACUGUAACAGUGCAGAACUGCACCUAUGACAUUAACAUUACAUUCAGCAUCAGCAACGUCAGCAUUCCCAAGAACCCUAACCUCAGGAACGACACCUACACCCAAGUGCAGAGCAUCAUCAAUAACGCUGUAAACGCACUUCUAAAUAAAUCUGGUGCAGAUCCUAUUGAACCCACUACCUCCAACUUCACGAGUUCAAAGGAUCAAGUUAAUGGUUACAUGGAAUACAAUUUACUAAACGUCAUCAAUCAGCCUGUCAAUGACACAUCUGCAAAGGUUAAUCCAACUACGACUCCGGUGCAGACUUCUCCAGGAUCUCCGUCCACAACCAAUGGAUCAGCAGUGGUCUACGUCAGGCUGGUUUUCAACGACUCCAGUCCUGUUCCCAGUGCUAUUGCAGCUCUUCUGAUUUCUACACCUGUAAACCUCACUGUGACUGUAACAGUGCAGAACUGCACCUAUGACAUUAACAUUACAUUCAGCAUCAGCAACGUCAGCAUUCCCAAGAACCCUAACCUCAGGAAUGACACCUACACCCAAGUGCAGAGCAUCAUCAAUAACGCUGUAAACGCACUUCUAAAUAAAUCUGGUGCAGAUCCUAUUGAACCCACUACCUCCAACUUCACGAGUUCAAAGGAUCAAGUUAAUGGUUACAUGGAAUACAAUUUACUAAACGUCAUCAAUCAGCCUGUCAAUGACACAUCUGCAAAGGUUAAUCCAACUACGACUCCGGUGCAGACUUCUCCAGGAUCUCCGUCCACAACCAAUGGAUCAGCAGUGGUCUACGUCAGGCUGGUUUUCAACGACUCCAGUCCUGUUCCCAGUGCUAUUGCAGCUCUUCUGAUUUCUACACCUGUAAACCUCACUGAGACUGUAACAGUGCAGAACUGCACCUAUGACAUUAACAUUACAUUCAGCAUCAGCAACGUCAGCAUUCCCAAGAACCCUAACCUCAGGAACGACACCUACACCCAAGUGCAGAGCAUCAUCAAUAACGCUGUAAAUGCACUUCUAAAUAAAUCUGGUGCAGAUCCAGUUGAACCCACUACCUCCAACUUCACGAGUUCAAAGGAUCAAGUUAAUGGUUACAUGGAAUACAAUUUACUAAACGUCAUCAAUCAGCCUGUCAAUGACACAUCUGCAAAGGUUAAUCCAACUACGACUCCGGUGCAGACUUCUCCAGGAUCUCCGUCCACAACCAAUGGAUCAGCAGUGGUCUACGUCAGGCUGGUUUUCAACGACUCCAGUCCUGUUCCCAGUGCUAUUGCAGCUCUUCUGAUUUCUACACCUGUAAACCUCACUGAGACUGUAACAGUGCAGAACUGCACCUAUGACAUUAACAUUACAUUCAGCAUCAGCAACGUCAGCAUUCCCAAGAACCCUAACCUCAGGAAUGACACCUACACCCAAGUGCAGAGCAUCAUCAAUAACGCUGUAAACGCACUUCUAAAUAAAUCUGGUGCAGAUCCUAUUGAACCCACUACCUCCAACUUCACGAGUUCAAAGGAUCAAGUUAAUGGUUACAUGGAAUACAAUUUACUAAACGUCAUCAAUCAGCCUGUCAAUGACACAUCUGCAAAGGUUAAUCCAACUACGACUCCGGUGCAGACUUCUCCAGGAUCUCCGUCCACAACCAAUGGAUCAGCAGUGGUCUACGUCAGGCUGGUUUUCAACGACUCCAGUCCUGUUCCCAGUGCUAUUGCAGCUCUUCUGAUUUCUACACCUGUAAACCUCACUGAGACUGUAACAGUGCAGAACUGCACCUAUGACAUUAACAUUACAUUCAGCAUCAGCAACGUCAGCAUUCCCAAGAACCCUAACCUCAGGAACGACACCUACACCCAAGUGCAGAGCAUCAUCAAUAACGCUGUAAAUGCACUUCUAAAUAAAUCUGGUGCAGAUCCAGUUGAACCCACUACCUCCAACUUCACGAGUUCAAAGGAUCAAGUUAAUGGUUACAUGGAAUACAAUUUACUAAACGUCAUCAAUCAGCCUGUCAAUGACACAUCUGCAAAGGUUAAUCCAACUACGACUCCGGUGCAGACUUCUCCAGGAUCUCCGUCCACAACCAAUGGAUCAGCAGUGGUCUACGUCAGGCUGGUUUUCAACGACUCCAGUCCUGUUCCCAGUGCUAUUGCAGCUCUUCUGAUUUCUACACCUGUAAACCUCACUGAGACUGUAACAGUGCAGAACUGCACCUAUGACAAAAUUUCAAACACCUCCUAUGCAGUUAACAUUACAUUCAGCAUCAGCAACGUCAGCAUUCCCAAGAACCCUAACCUCAGGAACGACACCUACACCCAAGUGCAGAGCAUCAUCAAUAACGCUGUAAACGCACUUCUAAAUAAAUCUGGUGCAGAUCCUAUUGAACCCACUACCUCCAACUUCACGAGUUCAAAGGAUCAAGUUAAUGGUUACAUGGAAUACAAUUUACUAAACGUCAUCAAUCAGCCUGUCAAUGACACAUCUGCAAAGGUUAAUCCAACUACGACUCCGGUGCAGACUUCUCCAGGAUCUCCGUCCACAACGUACGACAAUGGAUCAGCAGUGGUCUACGUCAGGCUGGUUUUCAACGACUCCAGUCCUGUUCCCAGUGCUAUUGCAGCUCUUCUGAUUUCUACACCUGUAAACCUCACUGUGACUGUAACAGUGCAGAACUGCACCUAUGACAAAAUUUCAAACACCUCCUAUGCAGUUAACAUUACAUUCAGCAUCAGCAACGUCAGCAUUCCCAAGAACCCUAACCUCAGGAAUGACACCUACACCCAAGUGCAGAGCAUCAUCAAUAACGCUGUAAACGCACUUCUAAAUAAAUCUGGUGCAGAUCCUAUUGAACCCACUACCUCCAACUUCACGAGUUCAAAGGAUCAAGUUAAUGGUUACAUGGAAUACAAUUUACUAAACGUCAUCAAUCAGCCUGUCAAUGACACAUCUGCAAAGGUUAAUCCAACUACGACUCCGGUGCAGACUUCUCCAGGAUCUCCGUCCACAACGUACGACAAUGGAUCAGCAGUGGUCUACGUCAGGCUGGUUUUCAACGACUCCAGUCCUGUUCCCAGUGCUAUUGCAGCUCUUCUGAUUUCUACACCUGUAAACCUCACUGAGACUGUAACAGUGCAGAACUGCACCUAUGACAAAAUUUCAAACACCUCCUAUGCAGUUAACAUUACAUUCAGCAUCAGCAACGUCAGCAUUCCCAAGAACCCUAACCUCAGGAACGACACCUACACCCAAGUGCAGAGCAUCAUCAAUAACGCUGUAAAUGCACUUCUAAAUAAAUCUGGUGCAGAUCCAGUUGAACCCACUACCUCCAACUUCACGAGUUCAAAGGAUCAAGUUAAUGGUUACAUGGAAUACAAUUUACUAAACGUCAUCAAUCAGCCUGUCAAUGACACAUCUGCAAAGGUUAAUCCAACUACGACUCCGGUGCAGACUUCUCCAGGAUCUCCGUCCACAACGUACGACAAUGGAUCAGCAGUGGUCUACGUCAGGCUGGUUUUCAACGACUCCAGUCCUGUUCCCAGUGCUAUUGCAGCUCUUCUGAUUUCUACACCUGUAAACCUCACUGAGACUGUAACAGUGCAGAACUGCACCUAUGACAAAAUUUCAAACACCUCCUAUGCAGUUAACAUUACAUUCAGCAUCAGCAACGUCAGCAUUCCCAAGAACCCUAACCUCAGGAACGACACCUACACCCAAGUGCAGAGCAUCAUCAAUAACGCUGUGAGUGUAAACGCACUUCUAAAUAAAUCUGGUGCAGAUCCAGUUGAACCCACUACCUCCAACUUCACGAGUUCAAAGGAUCAAGUUAAUGGUUACAUGGAAUACAAUUUACUAAACGUCAUCAAUCAGCCUGUCAAUGACACAUCUGCAAAGGUUAAUCCAACUACGACUCCGGUGCAGACUUCUCCAGGAUCUCCGUCCACAACGUACGACAAUGGAUCAGCAGUGGUCUACGUCAGGCUGGUUUUCAACGACUCCAGUCCUGUUCCCAGUGCUAUUGCAGCUCUUCUGAUUUCUACACCUGUAAACCUCACUGAGACUGUAACAGUGCAGAACUGCACCUAUGACAAAAUUUCAAACACCUCCUAUGCAGUUAACAUUACAUUCAGCAUCAGCAACGUCAGCAUUCCCAAGAACCCUAACCUCAGGAACGACACCUACACCCAAGUGCAGAGCAUCAUCAAUAACGCUGUAAACGCACUUCUAAAUAAAUCUGGUGCAGAUCCAGUUGAACCCACUACCUCCAACUUCACGAGUUCAAAGGAUCAAGUUAAUGGUUACAUGGAAUACAAUUUACUAAACGUCAUCAAUCAGCCUGUCAAUGACACAUCUGCAAAGGUUAAUCCAACUACGACUCCAGUGCAGACUUCUCCAGGAUCUCCGUCCACAACGUACGACAAUGGAUCAGCAGUGGUCUACGUCAGGCUGGUUUUCAACGACUCCAGUCCUGUUCCCAGUGCUAUUGCAGCUCUUCUGAUUUCUACACCUGUAAACCUCACUGUGACUGUAACAGUGCAGAACUGCACCUAUGACAAAAUUUCAAACACCUCCUAUGCAGUUAACAUUACAUUCAGCAUCAGCAACGUCAGCAUUCCCAAGAACCCUAACCUCAGGAACGACACCUACACCCAAGUGCAGAGCAUCAUCAAUAACGCUGUAAACGCACUUCUAAAUAAAUCUGGUGCAGAUCCAGUUGAACCCACUACCUCCAACUUCACGAGUUCAAAGGAUCAAGUUAAUGGUUACAUGGAAUACAAUUUACUAAACGUCAUCAAUCAGCCUGUCAAUGACACAUCUGCAAAGGUUAAUCCAACUACGACUCCAGUGCAGACUUCUCCAGGAUCUCCGUCCACAACGUACGACAAUGGAUCAGCAGUGGUCUACGUCAGGCUGGUUUUCAACGACUCCAGUCCUGUUCCCAGUGCUAUUGCAGCUCUUCUGAUUUCUACACCUGUAAACCUCACUGUGACUGUAACAGUGCAGAACUGCACCUAUGACAAAAUUUCAAACACCUCCUAUGCAGUUAACAUUACAUUCAGCAUCAGCAACGUCAGCAUUCCCAAGAACCCUAACCUCAGGAACGACACCUACACCCAAGUGCAGAGCAUCAUCAAUAACGCUGUAAACGCACUUCUAAAUAAAUCUGGUGCAGAUCCAGUUGAACCCACUACCUCCAACUUCACGAGUUCAGAAGAUAAAGUUAAUGGUUACAUGGAAUACAAUUUACUAAACGUCAUCAAUCAGCCUGUCAAUGACACAUCUGCAAAGGUUAAUCCAACUACGACUCCGGUGCAGACUUCUCCAGGAUCUCCGUCCACAACGUACGACAAUGGAUCAGCAGUGGUCUACGUCAGGCUGGUUUUCAACGACUCCAGUCCUGUUCCCAGUGCUAUUGCAGCUCUUCUGAUUUCUACACCUGUAAACCUCACUGAGACUGUAACAGUGCAGAACUGCACCUAUGACAAAAUUUCAAACACCUCCUAUGCAGUUAACAUUACAUUCAGCAUCAGCAACGUCAGCAUUCCCAAGAACCCUAACCUCAGGAACGACACCUACACCCAAGUGCAGAGCAUCAUCAAUAACGCUGUAAACGCACUUCUAAAUAAAUCUGGUGCAGAUCCAGUUGAACCCACUACCUCCAACUUCACGAGUUCAGAAGAUCAAGUUAAUGGUUACAUGGAAUACAAUUUACUAAACGUCAUCAAUCAGCCUGUCAAUGACACAUCUGCAAAGGUUAAUCCAACUACGACUCCGGUGCAGACUUCUCCAGGAUCUCCGUCCACAACGUACGACAAUGGAUCAGCAGUGGUCUACGUCAGGCUGGUUUUCAACGACUCCAGUCCUGUUCCCAGUGCUAUUGCAGCUCUUCUGAUUUCUACACCUGUAAACCUCACUGAGACUGUAACAGUGCAGAACUGCACCUAUGACAAAAUUUCAAACACCUCCUAUGCAGUUAACAUUACAUUCAGCAUCAGCAACGUCAGCAUUCCCAAGAACCCUAACCUCAGGAACGACACCUACACCCAAGUGCAGAGCAUCAUCAAUAACGCUGUAAACGCACUUCUAAAUAAAUCUGGUGCAGAUCCUAUUGAACCCACUACCUCCAACUUCACGAGUUCAAAGGAUCAAGUUAAUGGUUACAUGGAAUACAAUUUACUAAACGUCAUCAAUCAGCCUGUCAAUGACACAUCUGCAAAGGUUAAUCCAACUACGACUCCGGUGCAGACUUCUCCAGGAUCUCCGACCACAACGUACGACAAUGGAUCAGCAGUGGUCUACGUCAGGCUGGUUUUCAACGACUCCAGUCCUGUUCCCAGUGCUAUUGCAGCUCUUCUGAUUUCUACACCUGUAAACCUCACUGAGACUGUAACAGUGCAGAACUGCACCUAUGACAAAAUUUCAAACACCUCCUAUGCAGUUAACAUUACAUUCAGCAUCAGCAACGUCAGCAUUCCCAAGAACCCUAACCUCAGGAACGACACCUACACCCAAGUGCAGAGCAUCAUCAAUAACGCUGUAAACGCACUUCUAAAUAAAUCUGGUGCAGAUCCUAUUGAACCCACUACCUCCAACUUCACGAGUUCAAAGGAUCAAGUUAAUGGUUACAUGGAAUACAAUUUACUAAACGUCAUCAAUCAGCCUGUCAAUGACACAUCUGCAAAGGUUAAUCCAACUACGACUCCGGUGCAGACUUCUCCAGGAUCUCCGUCCACAACGUACGACAAUGGAUCAGCAGUGGUCUACGUCAGGCUGGUUUUCAACGACUCCAGUCCUGUUCCCAGUGCUAUUGCAGCUCUUCUGAUUUCUACACCUGUAAACCUCACUGUGACUGUAACAGUGCAGAACUGCACCUAUGACAAAAUUUCAAACACCUCCUAUGCAGUUAACAUUACAUUCAGCAUCAGCAACGUCAGCAUUCCCAAGAACCCUAACCUCAGGAAUGACACCUACACCCAAGUGCAGAGCAUCAUCAAUAACGCUGUAAACGCACUUCUAAAUAAAUCUGGUGCAGAUCCUAUUGAACCCACUACCUCCAACUUCACGAGUUCAAAGGAUCAAGUUAAUGGUUACAUGGAAUACAAUUUACUAAACGUCAUCAAUCAGCCUGUCAAUGACACAUCUGCAAAGGUUAAUCCAACUACGACUCCGGUGCAGACUUCUCCAGGAUCUCCGUCCACAACGUACGACAAUGGAUCAGCAGUGGUCUACGUCAGGCUGGUUUUCAACGACUCCAGUCCUGUUCCCAGUGCUAUUGCAGCUCUUCUGAUUUCUACACCUGUAAACCUCACUGAGACUGUAACAGUGCAGAACUGCACCUAUGACAAAAUUUCAAACACCUCCUAUGCAGUUAACAUUACAUUCAGCAUCAGCAACGUCAGCAUUCCCAAGAACCCUAACCUCAGGAACGACACCUACACCCAAGUGCAGAGCAUCAUCAAUAACGCUGUGAGUGUAAAUGCACUUCUAAAUAAAUCUGGUGCAGAUCCAGUUGAACCCACUACCUCCAACUUCACGAGUUCAAAGGAUCAAGUUAAUGGUUACAUGGAAUACAAUUUACUAAACGUCAUCAAUCAGCCUGUCAAUGACACAUCUGCAAAGGUUAAUCCAACUACGACUCCGGUGCAGAGUUCUCCAGGAUCUCCGUCCACAACGUACGACAAUGGAUCAGCAGUGGUCUACGUCAGGCUGGUUUUCAACGACUCCAGUCCUGUUCCCAGUGCUAUUGCAGCUCUUCUGAUUUCUACACCUGUAAACCUCACUGAGACUGUAACAGUGCAGAACUGCACCUAUGACAAAAUUUCAAACACCUCCUAUGCAGUUAACAUUACAUUCAGCAUCAGCAACGUCAGCAUUCCCAAGAACCCUAACCUCAGGAACGACACCUACACCCAAGUGCAGAGCAUCAUCAAUAACGCUGUGAGUGUAAACGCACUUCUAAAUAAAUCUGGUGCAGAUCCAGUUGAACCCACUACCUCCAACUUCACGAGUUCAAAGGAUCAAGUUAAUGGUUACAUGGAAUACAAUUUACUAAACGUCAUCAAUCAGCCUGUCAAUGACACAUCUGCAAAGGUUAAUCCAACUACGACUCCGGUGCAGACUUCUCCAGGAUCUCCGUCCACAACGUACGACAAUGGAUCAGCAGUGGUCUACGUCAGGCUGGUUUUCAACGACUCCAGUCCUGUUCCCAGUGCUAUUGCAGCUCUUCUGAUUUCUACACCUGUAAACCUCACUGAGACUGUAACAGUGCAGAACUGCACCUAUGACAAAAUUUCAAACACCUCCUAUGCAGUUAACAUUACAUUCAGCAUCAGCAACGUCAGCAUUCCCAAGAACCCUAACCUCAGGAACGACACCUACACCCAAGUGCAGAGCAUCAUCAAUAACGCUGUAAACGCACUUCUAAAUAAAUCUGGUGCAGAUCCAGUUGAACCCACUACCUCCAACUUCACGAGUUCAGAAGAUAAAGUUAAUGGUUACAUGGAAUACAAUUUACUAAACGUCAUCAAUCAGCCUGUCAAUGACACAUCUGCAAAGGUUAAUCCAACUACGACUCCGGUGCAGACUUCUCCAGGAUCUCCGUCCACAACAUACGACAAUGGAUCAGCAGUGGUCUACGUCAGGCUGGUUUUCAACGACUCCAGUCCUGUUCCCAGUGCUAUUGCAGCUCUUCUGAUUUCUACACCUGUAAACCUCACUGAGACUGUAACAGUGCAGAACUGCACCUAUGACAAAAUUUCAAACACCUCCUAUGCAGUUAACAUUACAUUCAGCAUCAGCAACGUCAGCAUUCCCAAGAACCCUAACCUCAGGAACGACACCUACACCCAAGUGCAGAGCAUCAUCAAUAACGCUGUGAGUGUAAACGCACUUCUAAAUAAAUCUGGUGCAGAUCCAGUUGAACCCACUACCUCCAACUUCACGAGUUCAGAAGAUCAAGUUAAUGGUUACAUGGAAUACAAUUUACUAAACGUCAUCAAUCAGCCUGUCAAUGACACAUCUGCAAAGGUUAAUCCAACUACGACUCCGGUGCAGACUUCUCCAGGAUCUCCGUCCACAACGUACGACAAUGGAUCAGCAGUGGUCUACGUCAGGCUGGUUUUCAACGACUCCAGUCCUGUUCCCAGUGCUAUUGCAGCUCUUCUGAUUUCUACACCUGUAAACCUCACUGAGACUGUAACAGUGCAGAACUGCACCUAUGACAAAAUUUCAAACACCUCCUAUGCAGUUAACAUUACAUUCAGCAUCAGCAACGUCAGCAUUCCCAAGAACCCUAACCUCAGGAACGACACCUACACCCAAGUGCAGAGCAUCAUCAAUAACGCUGUAAACGCACUUCUAAAUAAAUCUGGUGCAGAUCCUAUUGAACCCACUACCUCCAACUUCACGAGUUCAAAGGAUCAAGUUAAUGGUUACAUGGAAUACAAUUUACUAAACGUCAUCAAUCAGCCUGUCAAUGACACAUCUGCAAAGGUUAAUCCAACUACGACUCCGGUGCAGACUUCUCCAGGAUCUCCGACCACAACGUACGACAAUGGAUCAGCAGUGGUCUACGUCAGGCUGGUUUUCAACGACUCCAGUCCUGUUCCCAGUGCUAUUGCAGCUCUUCUGAUUUCUACACCUGUAAACCUCACUGAGACUGUAACAGUGCAGAACUGCACCUAUGACAAAAUUUCAAACACCUCCUAUGCAGUUAACAUUACAUUCAGCAUCAGCAACGUCAGCAUUCCCAAGAACCCUAACCUCAGGAACGACACCUACACCCAAGUGCAGAGCAUCAUCAAUAACGCUGUGAGUGUAAACGCACUUCUAAAUAAAUCUGGUGCAGAUCCAGUUGAACCCACUACCUCCAACUUCACGAGUUCAGAAGAUCAAGUUAAUGGUUACAUGGAAUACAAUUUACUAAACGUCAUCAAUCAGCCUGUCAAUGACACAUCUGCAAAGGUUAAUCCAACUACGACUCCAGUGCAGACUUCUCCAGGAUCUCCGUCCACAACGUACGACAAUGGAUCAGCAGUGGUCUACGUCAGGCUGGUUUUCAACGACUCCAGUCCUGUUCCCAGUGCUAUUGCAGCUCUUCUGAUUUCUACACCUGUAAACCUCACUGAGACUGUAACAGUGCAGAACUGCACCUAUGACAAAAUUUCAAACACCUCCUAUGCAGUUAACAUUACAUUCAGCAUCAGCAACGUCAGCAUUCCCAAGAACCCUAACCUCAGGAACGACACCUACACCCAAGUGCAGAGCAUCAUCAAUAACGCUGUAAACGCACUUCUAAAUAAAUCUGGUGCAGAUCCAGUUGAACCCACUACCUCCAACUUCACGAGUUCAAAGGAUCAAGUUAAUGGUUACAUGGAAUACAAUUUACUAAACGUCAUCAAUCAGCCUGUCAAUGACACAUCUGCAAAGGUUAAUCCAACUACGACUCCGGUGCAGACUUCUCCAGGAUCUCCGUCCACAACGUACGACAAUGGAUCAGCAGUGGUCUACGUCAGGCUGGUUUUCAACGACUCCAGUCCUGUUCCCAGUGCUAUUGCAGCUCUUCUGAUUUCUACACCUGUAAACCUCACUGAGACUGUAACAGUGCAGAACUGCACCUAUGACAAAAUUUCAAACACCUCCUAUGCAGUUAACAUUACAUUCAGCAUCAGCAACGUCAGCAUUCCCAAGAACCCUAACCUCAGGAACGACACCUACACCCAAGUGCAGAGCAUCAUCAAUAACGCUGUAAACGCACUUCUAAAUAAAUCUGGUGCAGAUCCAGUUGAACCCACUACCUCCAACUUCACGAGUUCAGAAGAUAAAGUUAAUGGUUACAUGGAAUACAAUUUACUAAACGUCAUCAAUCAGCCUGUCAAUGACACAUCUGCAAAGGUUAAUCCAACUACGACUCCGGUGCAGACUUCUCCAGGAUCUCCGACCACAACGUACGACAAUGGAUCAGCAGUGGUCUACGUCAGGCUGGUUUUCAACGACUCCAGUCCUGUUCCCAGUGCUAUUGCAGCUCUUCUGAUUUCUACACCUGUAAACCUCACUGAGACUGUAACAGUGCAGAACUGCACCUAUGACAAAAUUUCAAACACCUCCUAUGCAGUUAACAUUACAUUCAGCAUCAGCAACGUCAGCAUUCCCAAGAACCCUAACCUCAGGAACGACUCCUACACCCAAGUGCAGAGCAUCAUCAAUAACGCUGUAAACGCACUUCUAAAUAAAUCUGGUGCAGAUCCAGUUGAACCCACUACCUCCAACUUCACGAGUUCAAAGGAUCAAGUUAAUGGUUACAUGGAAUACAAUUUACUAAACGUCAUCAAUCAGCCUGUCAAUGACACAUCUGCAAAGGUUAAUCCAACUACGACUCCGGUGCAGACUUCUCCAGGAUCUCCGUCCACAACCAAUGGAUCAGCAGUGGUCUACGUCAGGCUGGUUUUCAACAACUCCAGUCCUGUUCCCAGUGCUAUUGCAGCUCUUCUGAUUUCUACACCUGUAAACCUCACUGAGACUGUAACAGUGCAGAACUGCACCUAUGACAUUAACAUUACAUUCAGCAUCAGCAACGUCAGCAUUCCCAAGAACCCUAACCUCAGGAACGACACCUACACCCAAGUGCAGAGCAUCAUCAAUAACGCUGUAAACGCACUUCUAAAUAAAUCUGGUGCAGAUCCUAUUGAACCCACUACCUCCAACUUCACGAGUUCAGAAGAUCAAGUUAAUGGUUACAUGGAAUACAAUUUACUAAACGUCAUCAAUCAGCCUGUCAAUGACACAUCUGCAAAGGUUAAUCCAACUACGACUCCGGUGCAGACUUCUCCAGGAUCUCCGUCCACAACCAAUGGAUCAGCAGUGGUCUACGUCAGGCUGGUUUUCAACGACUCCAGUCCUGUUCCCAGUGCUAUUGCAGCUCUUCUGAUUUCUACACCUGUAAACCUCACUGAGACUGUAACAGUGCAGAACUGCACCUAUGACAUUAACAUUACAUUCAGCAUCAGCAACGUCAGCAUUCCCAAGAACCCUAACCUCAGGAACGACACCUACACCCAAGUGCAGAGCAUCAUCAAUAACGCUGUAAACGCACUUCUAAAUAAAUCUGGUGCAGAUCCAGUUGAACCCACUACCUCCAACUUCACGAGUUCAGAAGAUCAAGUUAAUGGUUACAUGGAAUACAAUUUACUAAACAUCAUCAAUCAGCCUGUCAAUGACACAUCUGCAAAGGUUAAUCCAACUACGACUCCGGUGCAGACUUCUCCAGGAUCUCCGUCCACAACCAAUGGAUCAGCAGUGGUCUACGUCAGGCUGGUUUUCAACGACUCCAGUCCUGUUCCCAGUGCUAUUGCAGCUCUUCUGAUUUCUACACCUGUAAACCUCACUGAGACUGUAACAGUGCAGAACUGCACCUAUGACAAAAUUUCAAACACCUCCUAUGCAGUUAACAUUACAUUCAGCAUCAGCAACGUCAGCAUUCCCAAGAACCCUAACCUCAGGAACGACACCUACACCCAAGUGCAGAGCAUCAUCAAUAACGCUGUAAACGCACUUCUAAAUAAAUCUGGUGCAGAUCCAGUUGAACCCACUACCUCCAACUUCACGAGUUCAGAAGAUCAAGUUAAUGGUUACAUGGAAUACAAUUUACUAAACGUCAUCAAUCAGCCUGUCAAUGACACAUCUGCAAAGGUUAAUCCAACUACGACUCCGGUGCAGACUUCUCCAGGAUCUCCGUCCACGACCAAUGGAUCAGCAGUGGUCUACGUCAGGCUGGUUUUCAACGACUCCAGUCCUGUUCCCAGUGCUAUUGCAGCUCUUCUGAUUUCUACACCUGUAAACCUCACUGAGACUGUAACAGUGCAGAACUGCACCUAUGACAAAAUUUCAAACACCUCCUAUGCAGUUAACAUUACAUUCAGCAUCAGCAACGUCAGCAUUCCCAAGAACCCUAACCUCAGGAACGACACCUACACCCAAGUGCAGAGCAUCAUCAAUAACGCUGUAAACACACUUCUAAAUGGAACUGAUGCAAAAACUUUUGCACCCAACACCUCAAACUUCUUGAGCUCAGGAAGUCAAGUUAUUGGUUAUAUGGAAUAUAAUUUCCAAUAUGGAGCACUUGGGAAAGACAGUGGUCCAUCUGUAAAAGAUCCACCAAUAAUAAACACUGUGGCAAACACUACAGGAUCUGCCAACACAAGACUCCUAACUGUGUACAUUUAUAUUAGAUUGGUAUUCACUAACUUGAUCAAUGUACCUACCGAGGCUGCGGUUCUCAAAGCCGCUAGUGAAAAGCUGGAAUCAAAGAUCAGAAGAGAGCGUGAUAUUGCAAUACAGAAACUGAAUGAACCUGUCAUCGUACAGAACAUAACCUAUACAAAAACGGGCAGCAACUCAUUCACUUUGGAAAUGGCAUUCAGGAUCAGCGAUGUUAAUGCAUCUGCUCAAUGUGAUGCAAAUUUUAACAACCACACCUAUGGCUUAAUACAAGAAGAAAUCAACAUCCUGAUGAAUACAAUCCUGACUAGGCCACAGAGCACACAGUUUACCUUCCCACAGGCAAACUUCACGUGUAAUCUCACUGGAAAUGUGAUCAUGGCUAAUGAAGUAUAUGUCUUCAGAGAGAGUGAUAUUCAGUCACCAAGUAACUUUCUUUAUGAAAUACUCAAAGAAAGUGGUCUGGUGUACUAUACAUUUCCUCCUCUUGUGACUAUUCAGCCCACCACAAAACCUGGAAACAGCACGUACACAGGGGCUGCAUGGAUCCUGGGCUUCGUUAUCCCCUGUGGUAUAGUCCUCAUUCUUCUGCCAUGUUGGAUUCUACUCUGUUGUAUUCUUUGUGGAUGCUGUGCAGGAAUUAGAAGACGCUGGCGUAGGCGACGGUCAUACAAUGUUCAGUAUCAAACUCACAGCAGCCUCUUCUAAAGCACAACAUGCAAUACAUUCUCAACUAUAGUUAUCAAUUUACAGUGUCUGUCUUGAUGUACAAAAGCAGAAAUACUCUUCCAUACUACAUAGAGAUAAUUUAGUGAAAAUUAAAUCUGUAAACAUGUUAAUUCUUUGAAGUAUCUCUAAUCAUUUAAAGCUUUCUACCAUGUAUUACAUCCUGUACCUGUAUUGCUGGACCUAUACAGGAUAUAUAUGAAAUUAAUGAAAUACAACAUAAUUUAAGAAUAUGCAAUAUCAUGAAAUUUUUUAUUUAUUUUUCUAAUUUAUUUUCUAAUCGUAUUUUAUGUUAAUUUAUUAAAUUAUUACUCAAAUAAAAAAUCAGUACUCUACAUUUCAUUUCAAAUAGAGGGAUAUAUGUUAUUUCUGUAAAACUGUAUUUAUUUACAUAUGCACUUUAUCAGUAUAUCAAGUAACCACUGUGCCAUAUGUUAUAUUAUGUGCUUCUUGUUAUGCUAUGUCAUAUCAACGCCUUUGAAGCACUAUUCUCCUCAUAUUAUUAAAAUAAUUAGUUACUUCAA